ACACUUCGAGGGAACAACGGUGAACAUGUCGACUGCACAAUGCUCACCAGCUGAACCCCAUCAUCGCCAUCAAUCGUCCCUCGAGGGAGUGAUUGAUUCGUGCGCAGCAACUCCGCCGCUCAGCCCCGAACAACGACAGGAUUGGACGCGUGUUUUUACUGCAGUAAUCGACGCAUGCGAACCGUUGCAAGAUCCGAAGCCAUACAAACCCAUCACUCUCGUACGAUUGACCUACGAAUUCGCGCGAUCCGAAACAUCCAAGGACAACUUUCUGCGCUUCUUCUUCCGACAUACAGAGAUCUCGAGUGAUGUUUCGCCGUCGGAAUCGACCCCUGCGUCCGAACACGUACCAAGAUUGGUAGAUUUCGCACAGACGCUUUUUGAGAACUUCUUCCUUCCCUUGAGAGCUACAACGAAAAAAACCCCUCAACCUUCGCCUGCGAUCCUUUCCGACGUGCAAAGUGUACAUACCAUCGCCGGAACUACCGACCGGCUGGCUGCUUUGAGAGGUGAAUGCCUUAUACGUGAUCAUUAUCGCUGUGUCAUCUCACGCACAUUUGACCGUGAUCAAAUGAGGACGCGUGUGUCUCGGGAUGGCGCGGAGAACGCACAAGACGAUGAAGGAAAUCUCCUGUCUGAAGAAAGAGGCACGUUUACUACGUUGGAGGUGGCACAUAUUAUGCCUCACUCGUUAAUGACUCUUUCAAGUGGGAAGACAGAGUUGGAUGAGUCAAAAAGACUAGCGCUUGCAAUCUUGAACAUGUUCGACGAUGGCGUGGUACAUCUGAUUGAAGGCGUUAACAUCGACCGCCCACGCAAUGCGAUCACAUUGACUCAUGAUUUCCAUGACCUUUUUGGCAGGUUCGAGGCCUAUUUUGAGGCCACAGGAAACGAACAACAUACCUACCGCAUCGACUCAACCGACACUGGCAUAGGACGCCAUCCGCUUUUCCCUGUCACUCGUACACUUUUCCUGACUGACACCCGAACGAUUGAUCCUCCUUCUCCACGAUUACUUGCUAUCCACGCGGCCAUUGCAAAGAUACUUCACAUGAGCGCUGCCGGCAGCUAUAUUGACAGUAUCCUUUACGACCUUGACAAGGGAGGAAUCUCUGUGGAUGGGUCAACUCCGUUGGGCCAUUUCACUGCUUUACGGAUUCAUGGCUGGGUGGAUGGGCGGAUUCGUGUCUGCUGAUUAUUCUGCACAUAUGUGUGUUUGGAAUGAAUGUCUGAUUAACUUAUCGAUAUGCUUAUGAGAAAUGCGAGCGCUGGUGUUAUGGAGUUCCUCACUAUCACGACUAUGGGUUACAGUACAAAGGAGCGUGUUCUGAGAAGGUAUCAAGGCCGCAGCGCAGGCUCGUGUCUGUGUGGGCGCAGGCCGAGGUAAAUAGCACUAGUCACAUGAUCGGGAUCCUGUAUUGUUACAAUUAUUUGGAGUUUACUGUGUUUCCCCUCACCAUUGACCAGCCAAAGUUUUAGCUGCUUUGUUCUCUUGCACCUGCGCCCACACCAGAAGAGACUGCGCUGCGGCAUCAACAACACCUACAAACCAAAAGGCUCUCCUUCGUACUGAAUUCUUCAGUCGUGUUUCCAACCCAUGGUUGUGACAUCUCUGAUGGUCAAGAUAUCUCAUUCUUUAGCAAAGCCCUUAUCUUGGGCAUCAAUAUCUUGCUUAAGUAAGAACUCUACGGUGGGAGAAAAGAGAGAACUAAGUGUGCCUAGUAGAGAGAAGAGAGAGAACUGGGUGUGCCUGGCAGGGAGAAAAGAGAGAACUGAAUGUGCCUGGCAAAACACCAAGCAGUCUCUGUGGGAGUAAGAUCACAGCAACGAAUGCUCGACAUUGCAAAAGGCAACUUUACAAAAGGUAACAUUGUAGAAUGCAACAUGACAACAUUGUAGAAGGCCACAUGGAAAUAUUGCAAAGAGCAACUUUACAAAGGUCAACAUGGCAUUGUUGCAAAAGGCAAUAUGGCAAGAGGCAACCUGACAAAAGGUAACAUUGUAGAAGACAACACGGCAAACUGGGCAAAAAGGCACCAUCACAGAAUGGGCAAAAAGACAACGGGGCAAAAGGCGACAGAGCAAAAGGCGACAGGGCAAAAGACGACAGGGCAAAAAGGUGACAGGGCAAAAGGGAAUCUGCUGGCCUCACUUUGGGUAAUCAAACGCCUUGCUGGAGUGACAGGACUUUGUGAUGGGACGAACAAGAGACUGAAUGCAAUGUCGUAAAGUGGAAACAUUGCGGAAUGAAACAUUGCAAGAUGCAAUCUGCUGGCCUCACUUUGGGGCAUCCAUAUCUUGUUGACGUGAGGACCCCUGCGUGAUAGGGAGGAACAAGGGACUGAAUGCAAUAUUGCAAAAGGCAACACAUUGUAAGAAGGCAGCAUUGUAGAAUGAAAUUUUCUGGCCUCGCCUUGGGCAUCAACAUAGCAAAGUAGCUGCAUGGUAUGAAGGG
This is a messenger RNA of Exophiala oligosperma, 2455 nucleotides long. RefSeq lists its product as uncharacterized. The coding region runs from base 26 to 1195 and encodes 389 amino acids. NCBI's taxonomy places the organism in Eukaryota, Fungi, Ascomycota, Eurotiomycetes, Chaetothyriales, Herpotrichiellaceae. The transcript has 3 exons. The record is from RefSeq and is a predicted model, not a curated record.